AUGUCUGUUGACAUCCGACUUAGCGUACGAGACACAGACGAGUGGCAGAAAGUCAAGGAUGACCUCAUUUUCGUGGAGUUUGAGAAGACAGCUGUGACGGUUCCGCUUCUUACUGUCAUUGCAAAUCGCGACCGACCCGACCCUGUUACCGCGCAGUUGGAAACGAUCCAGCACAACGUUUCUUUGCCUGACGUCUCUCAUCCAUCGCACGUGCAGCAAUCUGUCGCGGGGGCAGAGGAUGAGCAGUCGGAUGGCGACCAAGCUAUGGACAUGAGCGACGACGACGACGACGACGAACCUGCUAAGCCUGUCGUCCGGCCGAUCAUCCAACCUCUCACUCACCCUUUGCCUCGGCCAGUGAUACAAGCAGCUCCACCUGUGAAGCAGGUUACUGUUCUUGAUACUCUUGAGCUGGCGCUGGGCCCCAAGUCUCCUCGAAAGAAUGACAGGCAACCACCCAGAGGUUCUGCUCGUUACUCAAGGUCGCGAUCACCAGAAAAACGCAGCAGACAAGGUUCCCAGCAACCCAAAGCUAAGCCUGCUCCACUUCCGAAAGACUCGGCGCAGGAGAACAUCUUGGCGGCCCUUGGUGUUGAGGGUUCACCUAAGAUGGUUUAUCCCACUCCACCUCCUGCCCUGGGAUUGCCAGUCCCUCCGGGCAACCGGUAUGCACAACAAGUCAAGGCUAGGAACACAGCAAAUCUGACAUUUGACAGUAGAAGAAUUACUCCGCCUGGUGGCUUCGCACCUCCGAAUCAACGCUUCGCAUACGGUCCUCAAUUUCCUCCUCCGCCGCCACCUCGCGAAAGCCGUUCGCCGUCCUUCGAUCCAUGGCGUGCACAAGAUCCCGCUAGUCCGAAAUCCACCACCUCUCAGCACACAGCAGUUGGAUCAGACUUCCACGGUGACGACGUCAUGGUUGACAUGGAUGCUACGCCUAAAGCUAAGGCACCACUUGCUUCUGAGAAAUCAGGCAGUGGCAGGAAGCGUACUUAUGAAGAAGUGGCUGCUGCAGAAGGGCGCCGCAGACAGGACGAGGACGAUGACACUCCCCGCGCACGACGUAUCCGACAAAGUAGACAAGACGUCUACAGGUACGUUGGCCGCUACACGAUUGCUUCAUACAAGACUAACAACAUCUUCAGUCGUUAUCGUCGGUAA
Molecule: messenger RNA, 1161 nt
Organism: Aureobasidium vineae
Lineage: Eukaryota; Fungi; Ascomycota; Dothideomycetes; Dothideales; Saccotheciaceae
Source: the annotation of a GenBank genome assembly